AUGCUCCAGUUGCCCUCCAAGGGAAGCGGCCAGAUCGAUCGGGAAUCUCCCAGACCGGCCGUGCCUGAGCAAGGAUCCCCAGCGGACUCAGCCAGAAAAGCAGAGAAUGCAGUCCACUCUGCACCACUGACACCUCAGCCUGACUCAGAUUCCACUGCAGUCCCAGCUGACAAGACAGAGGCAGACAGCCAGCUCUUGGGGAACCCCAGAGAGGCAACACCUGAUGUUCAGAGUGACUCAAAGCCGGCAGAUGCAAUCGAGAGGGGCGACCCAGAGCAGCCGGGCACGAGCGAGCCACGGCCAAGCACGACCACGGCAGCACAGUCACAGGCACUUGCCAUAGCGGAAGCCAUCUCUGCUGCAGCUGCUGCCGCCGGCCCUCCUGCUGGGGAGGCUCCAGGCUCGGACCCUGCAGACAUGCAGGGGUCGGCCAGCAACAACGAGAGGGAGGUUCGCCUCGUGCGGGUGGUCGAGCAGCUGCGGCGCCGCUUGGACCAGCUGCGAGGGGAGAACGAGCAGCUGGAGGAGGAGCUGCGCAACGCCGACAGCAAGCUCACCGAUACUGCUGGACGGGCGGAGAGGCUGGAGGACGAGCUGGCAAAGGCCCAGGUGGCGCGCGUGUCAGCAGAGGCGUCUACAAGUUCGGCCAACGCCGCGCAGCAGGCUGCAGAGGAGGCCCUGGAGCGCGAGAGGGGGGCCAUGGCGGCGCGGCUGGCCGAGGCGGAGGCCCAGGCAUCCAAGCUGGCCGAAGAAAACGCACGGCUGCAGACCGAAAGCCAGGCGAGCCAGGAGGACAUGGUGGCGGCGCUGCGGGCGGAGGCGGCUGCGGCGGAGCGUCGGCUGGAGGAGGAGCGGGGCGCGCAUGCGGAGGCGCGACGCAGUUUCGUGGCGCGCGAGGCCGAGCUGGAAGCCGGCCUGGCCGACAGCGCCGCCGCGUUGACCGCCAUGCAGCGCUCACUCGACGACCGCACCCGCCGCUGCACGCAGGCCGAGCAGCGUGCGCUCUCCGCCGAGCAGCGGGCCGAUGCUCUCGCGCAGGACCUGGCCUUGCAGUCUGCCAGGAUGGAGUCGGCUGGCAGCCAGGCGCAGCCAGGGACCCAGCAAGAUGCUGGUGAGGUGGAUGCGCUCCGCAGAACAGUUGGGGAGCAGGGUGCAGCUCUGCAGGAGGCAGCAGCGCAGCGGCAGGCAGCAGAGGACUGGGCGAGAAGGUUGCAGCAGGACGUCGAUCGCCUGAGCAGCGAGCUGCAUGAGGCUGGGCCGGCCUCUGACCUGCAGCGCCAGUUCAGAGAGGUGACAGAGCUGCUGUACCUCAAGCAGACGCAGCUGGAGCGCCUGGCGGCGGAGAAAGCUGCGCAGCAGCUGUCCCUGGAACGCGAGCUGGCCGCUGCCCGCGAGCAGGCCGAGCGCGUCAAUAGGCGCAUGAAGAGCGACAGGUCGGCUGGGUAUCUUGCGGAGGGGGAUGUGGUGGUGCCGAUGGAGGCCAUGGGGGAGGCCUACUACCGCCUCGCCAACAACAACCGCGUCGGCGGCGCUGUCAAGGCCGGUGCCGCGAUACUGGACACUACGGCGUCGACGGUUGUGCGCGUGCUGAAGCAGUACCCGCUGGGGCGCCUGGCGGCAUUUGCCUAUGCGAUUUUUAUCCACCUGUUCAUCUGGAUCCUCAUCAACCGCCUGCAGCACCGCGCGCUGUCCACAGAUCACCUAAUGGCUGCCAAUGCAACCCAUGGCGAUCUUCAUCCUUGA
Molecule: messenger RNA, 1743 nt
Organism: Coccomyxa subellipsoidea C-169
Lineage: Eukaryota; Viridiplantae; Chlorophyta; Trebouxiophyceae; Coccomyxaceae
Exons: 8
Coding region: 1-1743 (580 amino acids)
Biological process (GO): retrograde transport, vesicle recycling within Golgi; Golgi organization
Cellular component (GO): Golgi membrane; Golgi cisterna
Source: RefSeq, a predicted model, not a curated record